GUCGGUUCCACGAUCAGCAACAGAACCGACGCGUCGACGAGGCGCCAGCCUCGUUUAUCGUAUAACGGGAGCGGAGGAAAAUUUCUCUCCUUUUUUGCUCCCGUUCUUUUCUUUUUCCUUUGUUUAUGUUAGGUGGAGUGCCAAGUGUGACACUUCACGUGGUUAAACGUACGGGGGCAGGCUUUGUUUGUUUGUUCUGGUGCUAGGUGCUGUUGUUCUUUCUAGUCCCUCUUCUUCCUCCUGCUCGUGCAGACACACACAUCUGGCCUUCUUGCACACACCAGUCCAUUGCAGAAAGAUGCAGCUUGUGGAUUACAAUGACAUAGUGUUGAUUGACGGAAUCAGCCAGCCGGUGGCGAAGGUGACGCUGCAACAGAGCUACAUCGAGGGCGUUCCGGACACGAUGAUUGCGUUGGUGGCUCCGAUCGUGGCAUACUGGGUCUACUCGUUCUACUUCCACAUCAUCGACGUGUACCAGCUCUUAGAACAGUACAGAAUCCACCCUUCGGAAGAACAGCUCUCGAAAAACAGGGUCACGCUACCGGUGGUGAUCAGAGACGUGAUCUUCCAGCACGUCAUACAGACGGUGACGGGCUUGAUUGUGUACGUUUUCGAGUCGCCUCCGCUGACGGGAUUCGAGAACGCCAAACUGUGGGCUUGGAGGCAAAACCUACCGCCCUUCGUUCCAACGGUGGCCAUCUACCUGUUCUACUGGUACGGCAUCUCGAUGAUCAAGAUUAUGACGGCAUUUCUCAUCAUCGACACCUGGCAAUUCUUUCUACACAGAUCGAUGCACCAGAACAAGUUCUUGUACAAACACUUCCACUCCCGCCACCACCAGCUCUACGUGCCGUAUGCGUUUGGCGCAUUGUUCAACAACCCGGUCGAGGGUUUUUUGCUAGACACCGUGGGAACAGGAAUCGCCUCGCUUGCGUUGGAUUUGACGCCAAGAGAAUCGAUAUUCCUUUACACGUUUUCGACCCUGAAAACCGUGGACGACCACUGCGGCUACUCCUUGCCUUGGGACCUGUUCCAGAAGGUUUUCCCAAACAACUCCAUCUACCACGACAUCCACCACCAGAUGUUCGGCAUCAAAUACCACUUCAGCCAGCCUUUUUUUGUCUUUUGGGACACCAUCUUCAGCUCGCAGUACCACGCCAUCGACGACUACAAAGAACAACAGAAGCAAAUCACUCUUGCCAAGUACAAGCAGUUUUUGAAAGAUAGGAAGAAGAAAAGUUGAUUUUCACCCACACAAAGAUAAGCAUAACAUAAACCGAACCCGAGUACAACUUAUAUAGAUUUAAGUACGCCCCAUAUAUAUCGAGGAAAACAAUACAACACUAUUAUGUGACAAUACAUUAAUAAUACCCGAAACGCCC
Messenger RNA from Pichia membranifaciens NRRL Y-2026, 1382 nucleotides. RefSeq lists its product as hypothetical. The record is from RefSeq and is a predicted model, not a curated record. Gene Ontology annotation, biological process: lipid biosynthetic process. The transcript has a single exon. Bases 299 to 1243 code for a protein of 314 amino acids. NCBI's taxonomy places the organism in Eukaryota, Fungi, Ascomycota, Pichiomycetes, Pichiales, Pichiaceae. Gene Ontology annotation, molecular function: iron ion binding; oxidoreductase activity.